GAGCCUUAGAGGGGUUUCGUUAAUCUGGGUUUUUAACCAAUCAUUUCACUGAAUUCUUGCAUUUUUCUUUAGCGAUUUGACUGGGAAAUUUGUGGGUGGAUCAAUUCAAUGGUCUUCAGAGAAGAAGAAGAAGAAGAAGCUGAAGAGCAGAAGUUCAUCUGCAAAUUCUGCAACAAGGUUUGCCUUAGCGGGAGAUCAUUGGGAGGCCACAUGCGUGGCCAUUUACACUUGAUUGCAGCUGCUAAAAAGCAAAGAACCAAAGCUGAUCAAAACUCAGUGCAAUCCAGGAGUGCCAAGAUUCGAGAAAAGGGCAAGAGCAUGGUUCUUGGGGAAGAUGAUGGCCUAACAGAGAAUCCCAACAAAUCUUGGAAGGUUUUUUAUUCGAAUCAUCGUGGUUUGGAGAGGGAGAAUCUCAGCGAUCACCAGAGGAGGUAUGAAGAAGAAGAAGAGCAUCAUCUCUGCAAGAAAUGUGGCAAAGUUUUUGAUACCAUAAGGGCUCUGAAUGGACAUAUGCAGAUUCACUCCAAAAGAUCCAGGCUUUCCCGUGAAGAAUCAAUGGAGAGCUUAUCAGACAUGGAGAAUCAGUGCCCUGUUCAGAAGAAACGAUCUGCGAUAAGGUACGGAGUUACUGAGAAUUCUCCAUUUUCUUCUGUUGCUUCUGAUUUAGAAGAAGCGGCUGUGUGCCUGAUGAUGCUCUCAAGGGGUUUUCAAGAAUGGGACUUUGUUCUUUGAAACUGAAACAAUUUACUACUGAAACCAAGAAAAAUAUAAAGCUUGUUUGGAA
Messenger RNA from Ipomoea nil (Japanese morning glory), 784 nucleotides. RefSeq names its product zinc finger protein ZAT4-like. Bases 109 to 732 code for a protein of 207 amino acids. NCBI's taxonomy places the organism in Eukaryota, Viridiplantae, Streptophyta, Magnoliopsida, Solanales, Convolvulaceae. The record is from RefSeq and is a predicted model, not a curated record. The transcript has a single exon.